AUGCGGGAUGGGUAUAUUCUUCUGUUCUGGGUAUUUCCUGUUUUCUUGGAAGGAUGCUGUGAGAAACACAAACAGCGUGAUAAAGGUCCUUUUAUAAAUAUGAGAGAGCAGCACUAUCGAGUUGUGGAGGGAGAAAUGUUUGUGAUGCCGUGCACAAAUAAGGAGGUGACCAAGUACGAAAUGAGAGAAAAUGGAGGACUUUACUUUCACUGCGGAAGAGAGUUCUUGACCAAAGUUGAACAUUCAGGAAAUUACACCUUGGUGAACGGCAGAAUGUCUCUCCAGCUCCAGGUACUGGAGAAACAGCGCUAUCCAUGUUACAAUACUAAAGAGGAGAACGUGGAGCUUCUUGCUGGUGCAGGAGGGACAAUCCCUUGCCCUGGUUUUAACUGCUCGCUUGGUGCAAGUGUCACCUGGUACAAGGGUAACAAAAGUGUCUCAGAACAACGUCGAACAUCCUGCGUGGAGAACGGCGAUUUGCAUCUCUGCCCGGUUCGUCAUGUUGACACUGGACGAUUUUUUUGUGAUCAACACUUUACAGAACAAGGAAUCCAUUGGAUUUUGAAAAGGCCUGUGACAGUAAUGGCCAAACUCUAUGAAAACCCUCCGAGAAUUACGAAACCUAUUGACAACACAACAGACGAAGUGGAGCUCGGCAAGCCUCACACGCUGACCUGUGAGGUCCAUUUUCCUUUUGAGGUUAAAUUUCCUCCACAAGUGCGAUGGUAUGUGAACCAUAGAGAGGAUGGGGAUAACAGAACUCUGUUUCACAGUGAGAACCCGCAUGUGGAAAGGGUGGAAUAUUCAAUAUGCAAGGUCACGCACAACGUCUUCAUACAAGAGGUGACGGCUCUACAUUUGAAGAACACGUACACUUGCAUGGCCAAAAACUCAUUUGGAAAGCACAGCGUCACAAUCAAGCUGAAGAGAAAAGUUCAUGAGAAAUGGCUACUACUCUUCGUUUAUCCAAUCGCGUCAUUGGCUUUGGUUGCUGGCAUGGCCAUCGUUUUGCACGUCAAAUGGUUGGAGCUAAAACUGAUUUACAUCACGCGCUUCCAACGUGGAAAAGCUGAUGCAGAUGAGAAAGAGUUUGAUGUGUUUUUGUCUUAUGUGUGGACACGUCCACAGCUCUCAUUGUCAGGACAAGGUCCUAGUCAAGAAUUAUCUGCAAAAACUUCAAACCAUUUUACAGAUUAUUCAUCCAUCAGUGAUUUGAGGCCACCUGAGGUGAUGAUUCCCAUGGUUUUGGAGGACCUUUGGGGCUAUCGUCUGUGUUUACUAGAGAGGGACAUGCUUCCCGGUGAAGCCUACACAAACGACGUGGUCCGCGCAAUCCGUAGAAGUCAAAUCCUUAUUUGUGUUGUCUCUGCGGAAUAUUUGGCCAACAGCAAUGCUGUGUUUGUUCUGGAGUCGGGAAUUAAGGUUUUGCUGCAGAGUUCUCCUCUUAGAAUUCUGCUAAUAUGGAUGAAUAGAACUUCUGCAUUCUCUUUGGAGGCUGAUUCACCUUUACCUUCGGUCGUCCAAAGGGCCUUGAAGGUGCUGCCUAGCCUGGACUGGAAAUCCGGACACAGUGCAAGAGUUAGCAGCAAAUUCUGGAGGUCACUGAGGAAGGCCUUACCCAAACCUAGAGUAACAUCACAGAACAUUUAG
Molecule: messenger RNA, 1650 nt
Organism: Nerophis lumbriciformis (worm pipefish)
Lineage: Eukaryota; Metazoa; Chordata; Actinopteri; Syngnathiformes; Syngnathidae
Source: RefSeq, a predicted model, not a curated record